Messenger RNA from Rhineura floridana, 948 nucleotides. Its product is annotated as olfactory receptor 8U9-like. Gene Ontology annotation, cellular component: membrane. Bases 1 to 948 code for a protein of 315 amino acids. NCBI's taxonomy places the organism in Eukaryota, Metazoa, Chordata, Lepidosauria, Squamata, Rhineuridae. Gene Ontology annotation, molecular function: olfactory receptor activity; G protein-coupled receptor activity. Gene Ontology annotation, biological process: G protein-coupled receptor signaling pathway. The transcript has a single exon. The record is from RefSeq and is a predicted model, not a curated record.
AUGGAAGGCAGAAAUGAAACCAACAUAGCAGAAUUCAUCCUUCUUGGAUUUGGAGACCUCCAGGAGCUACAUAUCUUUCUCUUUGUGUUGUUUCUAAUGAUAUAUGUCAUGACUAUGGUUGGGAACCUGAUCAUUAUUGUAGUAGUUGUGACUGAUCAAAGCUUACACACCCCCAUGUAUUUCUUUCUUGGGAAUCUGUCUUGCUUAGAGACCUGUUACAGCUCAACCAUCAUUCCCAGAAUGCUGGCCAGUUUCAUAACUGAAAACCAACAUGUUUCAGUGAAUGGCUGCAUUAUGCAAUUGUGGGGGUUUGGUUUCUUGAUAGCAGCAGAAUGCUGCCUCCUUACUGUAAUGUCCUACGAUCGCUACGUGGCGAUAUGUAGGCCCCUGCAUUAUUCACUUCUUAUGAAUUUCAAGGUCUGCCUCCAGUUGGUGGCUGGAUCUUGGAGUUGCAGUUUUGUAAUAAACAUGAUCUUGUUAAUUUUUAUCCUGCGGUUGACCUUCUGCAGCCACAGUGUUAUUGAUCACUUCUUCUGUGACUUCAUCCCAAUGGUGAACACAGCCUGUAGUGACACACAUCAAAUAAAAGUUCUGUCACUUGCUCUCACCUCCAUCAUCACACUGCCAUUAUUCUGUAUAACAAUAGCAUCCUAUGGGUACAUCAUUUCUGCCAUUCUUGGAAUCCCGUCCACCACAGGAAGGCAAAAGGCCUUCUCUACUUGCUCUUCACAUCUCAUUGUGGUGGCCAUUUUCUAUGGCACCCUCAUCACUGUGUACAUUUUACCAGAAACCAAUGAAGUGAGAGAGCUGAACAAAGUCUUCUCUGUUUUUUAUACUAUCUUGACACCUCUGAUCAAUCCCCUCAUAUACAGCCUGAGGAACAAAGAGGUAAAGGAGGCUCUGAGAAGAGCAGCUAACAAAUGUGCACUCAACAUGAUAGUUUAUUAA